This is a messenger RNA of Rana temporaria (common frog), 2105 nucleotides long. It is a transcript of the gene ACTR10, whose product is annotated as actin related protein 10. The record is from RefSeq and is a predicted model, not a curated record. Gene Ontology annotation, biological process: retrograde axonal transport of mitochondrion. Bases 51 to 1304 code for a protein of 417 amino acids. The transcript is spliced from 13 exons. Lineage: Eukaryota; Metazoa; Chordata; Amphibia; Anura; Ranidae.
CCCCAGUUAGUGCGCAGACGCAGUCGGUCGGGACCGGAGAGGAGGAGAAGAUGCCGCUGUACGAGGGGUUGGGGAGUGGGGGAGAGAAGACUGCGGUGGUCAUAGAUCUGGGAGAGGCAUUUACUAAAUGUGGAUUUGCAGGUGAAACAGGACCAAGAUGCAUUAUUCGAAGCGAAAUUCGAAAACCUGGCCUUGCAAAGCCAAUCAAAGUUGUCCAGUACAAUAUCAACACAGAAGAACUCUAUUCAUAUCUCAUAGAAUUUAUUCACAUGCUGUAUUUCAGGCACCUUCUGGUGAAUCCCCGGGACCGCCGCGUUGUGAUCAUAGAAUCCGUACUUUCUCCCUCUCGUUUUAGAGAAACUCUCACCCGGGUUCUCUUCAAGUACUUUGAGGUUCCCUCUGUCCUAUUUGCUCCGGGUCACCUGAUGUCUCUUCUGACACUUGGCAUCAACUCUGCCAUGGUGCUGGAUUGUGGAUAUGCAGAAAGCCUUGUCCUUCCUGUAUAUGAAGGUAUUCCAAUUCUCAGUUGCUGGGGAGCGCUUCCUCUGGGUGGAAAAGCCAUUCACAAAGAGCUGGAAGCACAGCUGUUGGAGCAAUGCACAGCCGACACAGGGACAGCCAAGGAUCAGAGCCUCCCUUCUGUAAUGAGCAGUGUACAAGAAGAAAUAGUGGAAGACAUUAAAGUGCGUGUUUGCUUUGUAAGCGACCUGCAGAGAGGGCUCAAAAUCCAGGCUGCCAAGUUUAACAUUGAUGGCAGCUCAGAGCGCCCUGCUCCACCUCCCGAUGUGGACUACCCAUUAGAUGGACAAAAGAUUUUACACGUCAAGGGUGCAAUCAGGGAUUCUGUUGUGGAGCUGCUUUUCGAGCAGGACAAUGAAGAGAAGUCUGUUGCCACAUUGAUCCUAGACUCACUUGUGCAGUGUCCAAUAGACACCAGGAAACAACUUGCAGAAAACAUUGUGGUCAUGGGUGGCACGGCCAUGCUGCCAGGAUUUCUUCAUCGGUUAAUGGCGGAGAUUCGUUACUUGGUGGAAAAACCAAAAUAUAAGGAAAUUCUUGCAUCGAAGACUUUCAAAAUUCACACUCCUCCUGCAAAGCCAAACUGUGUUUCCUGGCUUGGAGGAGCAAUAUUUGGGGCUUUACAAGAUAUCCUCGGCAGUCGUUCUGUAUCUAAAGAAUAUUAUAACCAGACUGGCCGUAUACCCGACUGGUGCUGUUUAAACAACCCUCCUCUUGAAAUGAUGUUUGAUGUUGGAAAGUCGGCACCCCCCUUAAUGAAAAGAGCCUUUUCCACCGAGAAGUGAUGUUGCUACCCUGGAAACUAUUGUUUUUAAAGCUUGCCUGGUCAAAGACUUUAUAUACACAUGCAUACUAAGAAAAAAUACUAUUUAUUCUACCCCUCACAGCUAGGGAGAUUGUGGUUUUAUAUAAUGUAUUCUGCCUAGUCACACAAUGGGGAUCCUUCAUUUUGUUGAGUUGCAGUAAAGAGUUACCUGACUGCAUAUAAAAUAUUAGGAUAACAUUGGAGCUUUCUUUGGUUACUGUAGAGGCAAUUCACCCCUCCAGCUUUACAUCCCUGAAAUUAUAAUGGACGUCUCUGAAUGUUCUCUUGUGCUGUGUUCACCACAAAUCAUACAUUGUAACGUAUACAAAGUACACCUUAAAGUGGUUCUUAAACUUUAAGUUUUUUUUUUUUACCUUUUUAAUGCAUUAUGUUAAACCCCCUUCUACGCCAGAUCUCACCCCCCAACCCUUCUUAUACUUGCUUGAGCCCAUUCUCGAUCCAGUGCUGCGCAUGAGAGCAGUCCUCUUUCCCUCCUCACUGGCCAGAUUGAUAGCAGUGUGAGCCAUUGGCUCCUGCUGCUGUCAAAGUCUGUGACCGGGAAGCAGGGCUGAGCCACGCUGUCGAUGGAUGCAGAAAGGGCAGCUGGGGAUUUACCCUGCAUGAGUGCCCCCUUAGAAAGUGGCUUUUUAUGGUGGGCACUUACUGAAGAGGAGGAGCCAGGACCGCCUGAUGAGGGACCUCAGAAGAUGCUGCUGUGCAAAACUGAUGAACAGAGCAGGUAGGUAUGACAUGUUUCUUACUUUAAUAAUAAAAAAAAAAA